AUGGGAAAUACGAGACGUCGAAAUCAAUUGCUCGCUACAUCGCGAACUCAGAUUCCAAAAUUUAAAGACGGUGACAUUGUGCUAGCUACUCAUCCCGACGGAGUAGCUCAGCAUUCAACAAUCAUCAUGUACCAUGAAGUCGUAUGUUUUGUUAGACGCUGUGAGGAUGGGUUUGUUAAUGUAUUAGCAACAACACAUGUCUACCCUCUUACUCAAGAAGAAGGCACAUGCUGUAGAAUUCUUCUAGAAGAUUUAUAUGAAAAUACUCGGACAAAAACAGCCGUUGUUUCAGCUAUUUCUACACGUACACAUCGAUAUGCAUUUCAUCGUCAACAACAAGAUGAUGCUGAUAAAUAUUGCGCUUCAAAAGAAUCUCAUUGUGUAAAAGAUUUGACAAAAGAUGCAUCAUCAACUACCUCGCUCUUCUCUAUAUCACCAUCUGAAAUACCAUGGCCACCAGGAUCAGAAACCUGA
Molecule: messenger RNA, 474 nt
Organism: Didymodactylos carnosus
Lineage: Eukaryota; Metazoa; Rotifera; Eurotatoria; Philodinida; Philodinidae
Source: the annotation of a GenBank genome assembly